AGGGUCCGCCCCUGCACUCCUCCCCCUCUCUCUGCCCGCCCUGACGGCAUCCAUACACAAUAGUGUGCUGUCUCUGUUCCAGGGAGAAUAUCAGCUCUGCACAGGGAGGAGAGGAUUAGUGCAACCACUCAGCUCAUCUGCAUACACGUUCCCAGAGAACCACAUGAGCACCCAGGGCUGCACAUCUUUUGUAUAAAACCUGGCACUCCUGUUAUAGAGACUCCACUUCCUCUACGGUCACUGCUGUGGGAGGAUUUAAUAAGGACCACAGUUUUUCCCUUUUGGAUUUUUAAAAACAAUUUUUUGUCUGAGAUGUCUCUAUUUAAUUGGCACAAUGCAAGUAAUAUCAUUUGAUGUAGUCUUGCUCUGAGCAUCAAACUGUUUUCUCCUCCUUUUUUGGGACUUUCCACUGAGGUUGUUCCUUCAUCUGCUUUGGGAGACUGCAGCACCAGAAUGCCAUCUAGAGAGUCCUACGAGGUUCACAAGGAAGAGAAGUCCCUGGUGCAAAAGGCCAAGCGAGAGGCCAAUCAGGAGGAUAUUCUUGCGGCAGCUCUGGUGAUGAGGAUGGGGCCACAGAAACCUCCAGCCACUUUCUGGCAGCCACUAAAACUAUUCGCCUAUUCACAGCUCACCUCACUGGUUCGCAGAGCCACACUGAAGGAGAACGAGCGCACACCCAAAUCUGAGAAAGUCCACAAUUUCAAGGUCCAUACCUUUCGAGGGCCUCACUGGUGUGAACACUGUGCCAACUUCAUGUGGGGACUGAUGGCUCAGGGGGUCAAAUGUGCAGAUUGUGGUCUGAACGUCCACAAACAAUGUUCAUCUCUGGUGCCCAACGACUGCAAGCCAGACCUGAGACACAUCCGUAAAGUCUACAGCUGUGACCUCACGACCCUGGUGAAAGCUCACAAUACGGCGCGACCGAUGGUGGUGGACAUGUGCAUACGAGAGAUCGAGUCAAGAGGACUAAAGUCUGAAGGCCUCUACAGAAUAUCUGGAUUUAGCGAUUCGUUGGAAGAAGUCAAGAUGGCGUUUGACAAAGAUGGCGAGAAGACAGACAUCUCAGUGAAUGCCUAUGAAGACAUCAAUAUCAUCGCGGGUGCACUGAAACUUUACCUCAGGGAUUUGCCUGUUCCAAUCAUCUCAUACGAUGCUUACCCUAGGUUCAUCGAGGCUGCAAAGCUCACAGACCCAGAGAAGAAGCUGGAAGCUUUCCGUGAAGCUCUUGCUUUGCUGCCAUCAUCACACAGUGAAACCUUGAAGUACCUCAUGGCACACUUAAAAAGGGUGACACAGAAUGAGAAAUUCAACCUGAUGAACGCAGAGAACCUCGCCAUCGUUUUCGGACCCACCCUUAUGCGUGGCCCAAACCUGGACGCCAUGACAGCACUAAAUGACAUCCGCUACCAGAGACAGGUGGUGGAGGUGCUCAUUAAAAACGAAGAUACACUUUUCUGAACAGAGAUCAGGACUUUUAUAGAACAUUUAAUCAUUCUUUUGUUUAAAGACUUGAAUGACUGUGUGUAUUACAUUGAUUGAUACAUUUUUGUAAAAUUUGUAAAAAAGUGUUUGGACUAGUGCUGACAUAACAUCUGUCCUCCCCUGCUUCGGGUGUGGACAAUAAACUUUACACUUGUACAUAUGUCUCCCCAUUUUUGUCGGGGGAUUUUCAGAAGCUAACAGGCCAGCAUGCUUGGUGCAAGGUCUUUGUUACUUUGUAGUUGUAACCCAGCAUGUGAUAAAAUCGUGUAGCACUGUGAUUUGCUUUUGUCUAUUCUGUAGUAGUCAUAAUCUACAUUACUUACUUUCUGUUUUCUAUAGCUGGAUGUAAAAAUAAGCUACUGAUAAUUCUGGGGUAAUUUCUACGAUUCUGUAUUUUUUUAUAUCCUCAACAGUUUUUAUUUACCUUUAAGUAGUUAAAUGAGCCUUUCCUGUUAAUGUGUCUACACUGGUGCAAUUACCUGACCUUAACAUUUUUAUUGCGUUAUAAACAGCAUUAUUUGUGGAUUUUGUUUUUUAUUGUAAUGUUUUUGUACACAAAUUGUGCAUGAUCACUUUAAUUUAUUAAAUCUUACUCUGAGAAAUAAAAAGUGCUUAUUGACAACGCUGACUUACCAUAACAAAGAGCUACAUCAUGUUGUGCGUUAAACAUGCAUUUAAUAAAUUUUUGAGGGACUGCAGAAGCAAGCUGCAACAUAACUCACAGUAGUUAUAGCAAACAUCAUUCAUUUAGAGUUG
Etheostoma cragini (Arkansas darter) is the source of this 2238-nucleotide messenger RNA. RefSeq names its product chimerin 1 (gene chn1). Gene Ontology annotation, biological process: signal transduction; positive regulation of GTPase activity. Gene Ontology annotation, molecular function: GTPase activator activity. Lineage: Eukaryota; Metazoa; Chordata; Actinopteri; Perciformes; Percidae. The coding region runs from base 454 to 1458 and encodes 334 amino acids. The record is from RefSeq and is a predicted model, not a curated record. The transcript is spliced from 7 exons.